Molecule: messenger RNA, 5112 nt
Organism: Nannospalax galili (Upper Galilee mountains blind mole rat)
Lineage: Eukaryota; Metazoa; Chordata; Mammalia; Rodentia; Spalacidae
Gene: Kdsr
Product: 3-ketodihydrosphingosine reductase
Exons: 11
Coding region: 408-1406 (332 amino acids)
Biological process (GO): sphingolipid biosynthetic process
Cellular component (GO): endoplasmic reticulum membrane
Molecular function (GO): 3-dehydrosphinganine reductase activity
Source: RefSeq, a predicted model, not a curated record
GAGCGGGCAGCGGGGGCCCUGACACUCGCCACCGCGGAAGGCCUCAAUCUGUGGGGUCCUAAAACGGCACCCCGCGCAUCCCAAUCCUGCCUUGCUGCGCGCCCUGCCCCAGGCCCAGCCCCGUGCGCUUGCGAGGGGACCCGGUGCCUGAGCGGAGCCUGCGCAGCCGCAUCCGGACGCUGGGGGGCGCGGGGGUCCCUAGAAGCCAGCCGGUCGGCGGAGGCCUCCCCGCCCCUGCGCGCCACGCCCAGGCUCCUCCUCUUCCCCUCCAUGGCCGUCCCGCCCUCCCCUACAAACCCAAACACUCCAGGCUUCUGCUGCGCGUGAUCCUCCUGCCAUCGCCGUCGCCGCCGCGUCCUCCCGCUCCGGCGUGAUCACCCCGAGCUCGCGCCGCCCCCGGCCAAGACAUGCUGCUGCUGGCCGCCGCCUGCCUAGUGGCCUUCGUGUUGCUGCUCUACAUGGUGUCCCCGCUCAUCAGCCCCAAGCCCCUCGCGCUGCCUGGGGCGCACGUCGUGGUUACAGGAGGUUCCAGUGGCAUUGGAAAGUGCAUCGCUAUCGAGUGCUACAAACAAGGAGCGUUUAUUACUCUGGUUGCACGAAAUGAGGACAAGCUGCUGCAGGCGAAGAAAGAAAUUGAAAAGCACUCUAUUAAUGACAAGCAGGUGGUACUUUGCAUAUCAGUUGAUGUAUCUCAAGACUAUAACCAAGUAGAGAAUGUCAUAAAACAAGCACAAGAGAAGCUGGGUCCCGUGGACAUGCUUGUGAACUGUGCAGGAAUGUCGCUGUCAGGAAAAUUUGAAGAACUUGAAGUUAGUGCUUUUGAAAGAUUAAUGAGCAUCAAUUACCUGGGCAGUGUGUACCCCAGCCGGGCAGUGAUCACCACCAUGAAGGAGCGUCGGGUGGGCAGGAUCGUCUUUGUGUCCUCCCAGGCAGGACAGUUGGGGCUGUUUGGUUUCACAGCCUACUCUUCAUCCAAAUUUGCCAUAAGGGGAUUGGCAGAAGCACUGCAGAUGGAGGUGAAGCCUUAUAAUGUCUACGUCACUGUGGCCUACCCACCAGACACGGACACCCCUGGGUUGGCUGAAGAAAACAAAACAAAGCCUCUGGAGACUCGGCUUAUUUCAGAGACCACAGCUGUUUGCAAACCAGAACAGGUGGCCAAACAAAUCGUUAAAGAUGCCAUACAAGGAAAUUUUAAUAGCUCCAUUGGCUCAGAUGGGUACAUGCUGUCCUCCCUGACCUGUGGGAUGGCCCCAGUAACUUCUAUCACCGAAGGACUCCAGCAGGUGGUCACCAUGGGCCUUUUCCGCACAAUUGCUUUGUUUUACCUUGGAAGUUUUGAUAACAUAGUUCGUCGCUGCAUGGUGCAGAGAGCAAAAUCUGAAAUUGUAGACAAAACCGCCUAAUUCUUACCCCUCAGACAAAAGACUGUUCCCAAAUAAUUUGAACAGCUCGCUGCUAUACAGGACCCAGUUUUUGGCUUGCAGACUCUUAUGUCCUGUUUUUGAAUAUAAGAGAUUGGACCAGUUCUCUUCAAGAAACCUGGCUGCAAGCAAAGGAAUAGAAUUUCAACUCCAGACAAUAUUAUUAACACUAUGCAAAUAUGGAAUUGGAGACCAUCCGAUUUUCUGGGCUCUGAGGUGGAGCAGUGGUGGUGUGAGAACUAAUAGCAGGUGAACAGGGUAAAGAAGAGUUCCAUUUCUCACCUCCUCCCCCCAUAGAGAUCAAGACCAGAAAUAUACUUUGUGGCACAUGAGAAGUUUUGAGGAUUGUUUUUGUUUUUAGUUUUUAACUUUCCCUGAAAGGCAAUUUCUGGGGUUUUGUUUUAUUUGGUUUGGGAGGCAUAUUUUAUGCAAGGUGCAUUUUCCACACUGCCAGUAAGUCUGAGUGUCACCAGCACCUCUGCGCUGUGCUUGGAACUCUCCACUGUUAGUGGGAAUUGGCUUCUCUCUCUUUGAUCCCAAUCCCAUAAGGCUACAAGGGGGAUGAGAGAGUAGUGCACUGGAAGGCGGGGAGAUGAAUCUGCAGUCAGCAAACAGUGCUUUCUUAGUCAACUCUAGGAAUUUUUCUUUUUUCAUUCACGGGAAAAGGCAGCCUCUCUACAUGUUUUCUGAAGAGAAAUAAAAUCAUAGAAGCUUAAAAGUUUACAGUUUCUUCAAUAGCCAUGAUGACAUGAAGUUCACAAUUCCAUUUCCCUUCUAGUGUCUGUGUGUCCUUCCCAUCUCUCCUUUUCCAGUUUUGCUUAUAUUGCUGUAAUAUUUUUGUAAAAAACAAAGACCAGCUGAGAUUUUUCUGACUUGACUUUUUUAAUUAAUUCAUGAAUUCAUGAAAACAAAAAAAUUUUGAAAGGCGACAUUCUUAUCCUCACCGCAUACAUGUAGCUUUUAGGAAAGGUGGGGGCUGCAUACUUUUGUUGUAUUCUUAAAGUAUGGUUGAUGUGAAGCUACUCAUUUUUGAAAUGAGGUGGUCAGCUACUCUCUUGUCUCUCCCACUGAGCCUCAGAGCAGUGUCUGUAUGCUGUGUGCUAAGGAAUCUGCUCGUCCUCCAACUGUGCAGUCCCAGAAGUCCGCUUUGCCUUGGCAUGCGUUCUAGCUUGCAGGUCUGUGGUUCACUCAGUGGAUAUCUAUAUCAAGUGCCUAUGAUGAGUCUCAGCCUGCAUCCCCUGCCUCUGUCUGUUCACUGUACAUGCUCCUCUGGCCUAAGGACAGUUACCUUUGUUUUGAUGUUCUGUCCUGUCCUCCUUGUGUACACAGUAGUGCAUUUCAAUUCAUUCCACUGGGAAAUACCUCUAUUCUUAAAGAAAACCUUCUUAAUGAUUAAGAAAUUUAAAAAUAAAAGCAAUUGAAGACGUUGAAAUUAUAUUGCCAUGGCAAACCUUUUUUUUUUUUUUUUUUUUUCCCCCUGAGGGAGGGUCUUGCUAUGUAGCCUGGGCUGGCCUCAAACCCAUAACCCUGCAUGCUGGGAUUACAGCCAUGUACCACCAUAUCCAGCAAGCCAGGCUUUUGAAGCUCUUGACUUUAAAGUGGCUUAGUUUUUAGUUAAUAAGAUACUUAAUGGCUCCAUUUUUAUCGGGAUCUGAGAAGACCAUAUUUUAAACAUUGAUACAUAAGACAUUAUUCUUUAUUAUAUAAAUUGCUUGAAAUAACUUCAUUAGUGUUUACAGGAGUAGGUUGAUAAUGCCAAAAUGGUUCCAUGACUCUUCCAGUCAGGUCUAGCCAAAGCUUACAAGUUAUGUCACACUGUAGAGCUGCUGAAAUGGAAUAGUGGAGGGCAUGAUCCUGAUUUAUGGGAAAGGAUUGCAUUUAUAUCUGGACACUGUUUCAAUUUUAUUUCCUUAAAAAUGUUCCUUGAGAGUUGGUACUUUCUGCUGCUGGUCUGUAUUCAAAUCUAGUCCAAGAUGGUAUCUGACUCAAUACAGUUAGCUAUUUAACAAUUCAGUAUAUCAUUUUCCAAAUUACCUUCAGUGAGAGGGCUGUUAUGCAGGCAAUGAACUUCCUGAAUAAAUUGAAAAGCCCUUGUUUUGUGGUGGGAGAUACUGAUCCUAACCCAGUUUAAACUCAGGUUUACAGAGGCCACAUUGUCACUGAACUCACUGAACAUGCUGUUUUUGUCCAUGAUGUUGAAGGUCCCCACUCCCUUAUUCAGAAGUUUGGAAUGAAAUUUGUUUUCCUAAAGUUAAUGUGAUAUCAGCGAAACGAACUGAUCUGAGAGUAUUUGGGUUUUUAUGCCUCAUCAACAUCACGUGCCUGUUUGUUAAUGUCACUAGACUCCAUACAGGUGUCUGUGAUAUCUAGCCUGUGUCUCACAUUACCUUUGAAAAAUCCAGCAGCUGAUGAACUCUGAAACACAUACUUUGGAUGCCACAUUUAAGCAGCAUCCUACAAAGCUCUGAUUUCAUUCCAAAUGUGAAAAUAUUACAAGGAAAAUUCUGUUUUUUAUCUGUUUUGCGUCAAUUUUUGCACAUUUUUCUGCUCAGGAAAAGAAGGGUUAGAGAAAUUCUGAUUUUUUUUUUUCUUCCUGAGAAUUGAACCCAGAGCAUUUGAGACCAGAGCUGUACUAUUGAGUUAUACCCCCAACCGUGGAGUUACAAUUCCACUGAAGUGUGUGCUCUCUGUAUGUGACCAGUGACAGUUUAUGAGAAUUUCAGUUCUGAAGUGCCUGCUUUGUUGGUUUGGGUUUAACUAAUAUAGUUUAUUUUUUAAAAUUAACAUAAUUCUGCUACAUAAAUUCCAACACGUAUUCAAGAAUCCUUCACAAUUGAGAAUGAAUAGGAAACAAUGCUCAAUUGUUGAAAAAAAGAGUCAUGGACUAGGGAUGUGGCCCAGUGGGAGAACUCUUGUGCAGCAUAUGUGAAACCUUGGGUUUGAUCCCCAGCCCAAUCCAAAAGAAAUACUUUUAUAAAGGCCAUUCUCUCACCUAUAUUUUAAUUUUUAAUAAUUUGCACAGUUGACAAUUUAGAAUGCUGUUGUAGUGGUUUCUUCUUAUUGGUACUUAUAAUUUAGUUGCAUAUAUUUAUCUGGAUUUGUUAAAACAUGUAUUAUUGAUUCUUGCAAGUAAACUUUUAUAAAACUUUUUAAUAUUUAGAUGAUGAAAACAUUUCUAUACUCAUUGCUUCAAAUCAAAGAACUGUUUUUUUCCUUCUGGUAGAAGGAAGUACCGUGAUUUUACCCCCCCCUGAAUUAUGUUAAUUUUAUCAUACUGUGUUCUGAUUUAAACAUGCCUUACCCAAGGUUGCAUUUAAUAUUCAUAAUUUUUAACCCUAAGAUGCUUUGUAUUCUCAUUUCUCUUAGUUCUCAGCUUUAAAAAGUACCUGUUAACCAUUGUUCCCUGGCCCUGGACUAGAUUAUGCUGUUCUCAUUAUGGCUAGCAUAGUGGAGUGUCUGUGGAUUUGCUAUUUUGAAGACGAGAGUGUUGCCAUUAUAUUUUACACUUGUUCAAAGUGACAACUCUGAAGACAUUUUUACAUUGACAAAAGAACACAUGGCUAUUUUGAUACAUUCUAGAACUUGUGUUUGCUACUUUAGAACUAGCUUUUGUGGCAGAAUUGUAAAGUAAUUUUCAUAUCUUGUAUUUCUGAAUCACAACAAAAAAAUAAAUGGGGAACAAGCUUUA